This is a messenger RNA of Gastrolobium bilobum, 1283 nucleotides long. Its product is annotated as LRR receptor-like serine/threonine-protein kinase FLS2. Lineage: Eukaryota; Viridiplantae; Streptophyta; Magnoliopsida; Fabales; Fabaceae. The record is from RefSeq and is a predicted model, not a curated record. The transcript has a single exon. Bases 48 to 1283 code for a protein of 411 amino acids. Gene Ontology annotation, molecular function: protein binding.
CAUACCAACAAACCACCUCUGAAAUUAGUCCAAUUUUCUCUGUGGUGAUGGCCAAAAGAAUGCCUACUAAAUUCUUCUUUCCUUCCAUCUUAGCCAUAAUUCUAUGUCUUAUGCCAUCAAAAAUCCACUCAUCAACCCUUCAAAAUGAUACUCUAGCCCUUAUUGAAAUAAAACGUGCCAUUGAUCCCAACUCAGUGUCCCCAGCUUCCUAUCUGAAUACAUGGGACUUCACAGUGGACCCAUGUGAAAGCACUGGCUCAACAUUUCUUGGAAUAUUGUGCAAUAUGCCUCUAGAUAACUCCCCUAGUAGAGUAACAGCAAUUGAUCUUGAUGCCAUUGGUUAUGAAGGAUUUUUAACCCCAGCUAUUGGGAACCUCACAGAGCUGACAGUACUCAACCUUGACAACAACAAAUUUCGAGGGCCAAUACCAGAAACCAUUACCAAACUAAGAAAACUAACCAGACUUACUAUGUCAGAAAACUUCUUCACUGGGGCCAUUCCCAAAGGAAUCAGUGAACUCAAGAAUCUUCAAUAUCUAGACGUUUCUAGGAACAGACUUUCAGGCUUAAUCCCUCCAAAUAUUACUAGCUUGAGAAGCUUAAACUACUUGAGCUUGUCAAACAAUGGUUUUGCAGGCAGAAUCCCUGACCUCAUAGGGCUGUGGCAACUCAACACAUUAGACCUUAGCAUGAACCAAUUCUAUGGGGGCAUUCCAAAUCUUCCAGUGAGUUUAAGAAAGAUGUAUUUCAGCCAUAACAUACUUUCAGGGCACCUUACAUCUCUUAAGGGUCUCAUACACCUCAAAUGGCUUGAUGUCAGUGACAAUAGGCUUUCAGGUGCCAUUAGCAGGGAUAUACUUUCCAUGCGUGAGGUUGUUCACCUCAAUGUUUCUUUCAACCGCUUUUCAACAUUAGAGGCCAUCAAUUAUGCUGCUGGGCAUGGACCAAAGCUUCAAGUGCUUGAAGCUCAAGAUAACCAUUUGAGUGGUCAUUUGCCAGUGAAUUUGGUGACCUUAAUGAACUUAACUGCAAUUAAUUUAUCAAACAACCAAUUCUCUGGUAUCAUUCCAAAGGAAUAUGGAACAAAACUGCAGACAUCAUGGAGAAGAUUGUAUUUAGAUCACAACUUUCUCAGAGGAAAUCUUCCUUCAGAGUUUGCUCACACAACAGGAAACAUUAAAGGUAGCCUUGCAAACAACUGCCUCAGGUGUCCAACACAUGUUCUUCUUUGCCAUGGAGGACAAAGACCCGCUGCAGAAUGUGUCGGGAACCGUAAUGCAUGA